AUGGCGUUCCAAGCCCGGCACCGCUGGAUCAUCCAGAAGCUCCACCUCUGCCUCGGCUUCCGCGAUGAGGGCGAAGUCGAGGAGCUCAUGAAGACGAACGACAUCAUGGAGAUGCUCUCGGUCUUUUUCUCGCCGGCGGGGCCGUCCAAACUCUUCUUCUACUACCAAGUCCGGCAGUACGACGCCGUCGAUGGCGACUCGCGCGUCUCGGACAACGCGUCGGACGCGUCCAGCCCCAAGGACGAGCGAGAUGCACUGAAAGCCCCGGAGCUCUUCGUCACGGACGGCGAGACCGAGCCGCUUCUCUCGCGCGCGGUCUAUUUUUUGAAGAAGCACAAGCCGCCCAAACUCUCGAUCGUGCGUCUGCCCCGCACGAGCGUCUCGGCGGCGUCAGCGCUCUCGGAUGAAAUGGCGCAGCUCACGACCAUCAACCCUGCAAUCGCGACGGACGGCAUGCUCGAGUUUGGCGUCCUCGACAAGUCGGUGCUCGUGACAAUGGAAGCCCUCUUUUCGCAGCUGUAUCUGCCACUGCUCCACGCCCGCGACGAGAGCGAGUGGGGCGAAGCCGACGUCGAGUGCAAGAACGAGUUCCUCCACGGCAUGAAGGCUUUUAUUACCGACGUCCAAGGUAGUUUGAAGACAAUGAGCGCGGGCCUUGAGCUCCGAAAGCCCGACAAGCGCUACGACCCCAACGACUCGCGCAACCUCUCGCGCUUUGCCAACGACGAGUGUGCGGUCGUGCACUUUGUGGACCUCGUUCAAGACUGGUGCCGGCAGACAGAAGCGUAUUUGGACGACAGCGACCAGACGCGGUGGGAGUCGAGCGAGUCCGGGCCGGACACGGAGCUCGAGUACUGGAAAGGCCGGCUCCAGCGGCUCACAGGCAUCACCGAGCAGCUCAAGACGAAGGAGUGCAAGAUGGUCAUUGGUGUCUUGACGAUCGUGACCAAGCAGCACGAGAGCAGUUUGGACAAGCAAAGUGUGUUUUCGCUCCUGCGCCAGUGGAAGCAGAUCGACAUCAACAUCACCGAGGCGACGAACGAGGCCAAGGACAACGUCAAGUACCUCGCGACGCUCGAAAAAUUCAUCGAGCCGCUCUACAUUGGGUCACCCAGCAGCGUCAUCGACGCGCUCCCCGCGCUCAUGAACGCAGUCAAGAUGAUCCACACGAUCGCGCGCUACUACAACACGACGGAGCGCAUGACCAAGCUCUUUAUGAAGAUCACCAACCAAAUGAUCGUGCUGUGCAAGAGCACGAUUGUCGGGACGGACCCGCCCGAGUACAUUUGGCACAAAAAGCCCGAAGUCCUCUUGGAGAACCUCGAGACGUGCCUCCGCCUCAACGAAGCGUACCAAGAGCAGUACCGGCUCACAAAGGACAAGUUGCUCACGAUGCCGAAAGGCAAGCAGUUUGACUUUAGCGAGACCCAGAUCUUUGGCAAGUUUGACCUCUUUUGCCGGCGCAUUAUCCGGCUCAUCGACAUGUUUUCGACGAUCCACCAGUUCCAGUCGCUCGCCGAACACUCGCUCGAGGGCAUGGGGUCGCUCAUCGCGACGUUCGAGACCAUCAUCACCGAGUUCAAAGGCCAGAAGCACGAUUUGCUGGACUACCACAACAACAAGUUUGACCGCGACUACGUGGACUUUAACGUGCGCAUCUCGGACCUCGAGCUCUCGUUCCAGCACUUUAUCAACCAGAGCUUCGAGUCGAUCACGAGCAUCGAGCAGUCGCUCAAUCUGCUCAAGCAGUUCCAGACGAUUCUGCAGCGUGAGAACUUGCGCAACGACCUCGACUCGAAAUUUACCGUCAUUUUCCACAAUUACGGUCUCGACCUCACGACGGUGCAAGAGAUUUACGAAAAGCACCGGCACGACCCGCCAAUCGCACGCAACUUGCCGCCGGUCGCGGGCAACAUUCUCUGGUCGCGGCACCUCCUCCGACGUAUCGAAGAGCCGAUGCGCAAGUUUGAGAGCAACCCGAGCGUGCUCGCGACCAAAGACUCGAAAAAAGUCAUCAAGACGUACAACAAGGUCGCGCGGACGCUCGUCGCGUUCGAGUACCUCUGGUACGAGGCGUGGUGCCGGUCGAUCGACACGGCCAAAGGCGGCCUCCACGCCACUCUCAUCAUCCGCCACCCCGAGACCAACAAGCUCUACGUCAACUUUGACAAGGAAAUCCUGCAGCUCAUUCGCGAAGCCAAGUGCCUCGACCGGAUGGGCAUUGACAUUCCUGAGAACGCCAAGAUGGUCAUGCUCCAAGAAGACAAGUUCAAAAACUACUUCAACGAGCUCACGUACACGCUGCGUGAGUACGACCGUGUGAUUGCCCGCAUCAUCCCGAUGACCGCGACGCUGCUCAAGCCCCAUUUGGACGACAUCCAGGCCAAGCUCCGGCCGGGCAUGGUCACGCUUACGUGGACGAGCAUGAACAUUGACGCGUACAAGCUCCAAGUCCACCUCGGUCUCCAGCGGCUCGAAGAGCUCAUCCACAGUGUCAACGACAUGAUCGAGAACCGCGUCGAGAAAAAUCUCAAAGUGGUCUCGAAAGCCGUGCUCGUGUGCCUUCCGACAGACCAAUCGUUUGCGCUCGACGACUUUGUGCGUAUGCAGGAGAAGAACGUCGCGGCGGUCACGAGUAUGCUCGCGGCCAAAAACACGGAGAUUGAGAACGCCGUCGACGACGUGCUUCGGCUCAUUACCGACUUUACCGUCGAUGCGCCGGACCCGAAAACGAAGCUCGUCUCGACGAGUGCGCUGCCGACACCCGUCGUCGUUGACGUGGACGCCCAGCACGCUUUCCGGAGCCACUACAAGACACUAUUGUACCGUGCGCUCUUGAAUUGCACCAAAAACUCGCUCAACGCGAUCAAAAAGCGCGUGUGCUCCAAGGCCGGCACGGGGUUCCUCUUUCUCGAGCGCCCGUUCUUUGAAGUUGACGUGCAAUUGAGCGUCCCGAGCGUCCGGUUGAGUCCGAGCCUCGAGGACAUUCAGCGCGCCAUCAACCGGUCUGCGGUCGUUGUCCUCAAGUGCUCGAAAUCGCUCUACACGUGGGGCCAACAAGACGUGUUCCCUGAGAGCUCGCGCGUCACGUUCUUUGACCGGCUCGGCUGCGACACGGAGAUCAUCAAAGUUGCGCUGUUGCUGACGGGGGCGCUCCAUGGCACAAAAAACCAGGUCCACGAGUACCUCAGCGCCUUCAAAAAGUACGACUGGCUCUGGAAAGAGGACAUGGAGUUUCGGUACAACCAAUUUAUCAAGCGCAACCCGUCGAUUCAGGACUUUGAGAAUGAGCUCAAGAAUUUUAUGGUUGUCGAGGCCGAGAUCAACGCGAUCGCGCCGGUCCACAACAUUGCAGCGCUCUCGCUCAACACGAAAAACCUCAAGCUCCAACUCCGAAACGAGUGCCGGCAGUGGAAGGUGCAGUACUCGGACCGCGUGCACCAGCAAGCGCGGUCCGCGCUCACGAAUCUCUCCGACUACAUUCGGCUGACAACGACCAAGCUCAACCGCGAUGUCGAGUCGCUGGACUCGCUUCGGUACGUCAUGCUCGUGUUGAAAGAGGUGCGCGAGCGCGAGUCGUCGAUCGAGAUGGAGAUCAACCCGAUCUUGGACAUGUACGACAUGCUCGAGCACUUUUUGCCCGGCGGCUACAUGGACAAGGAAGAGAUGGACCAGAAGAGCGUCGUGCGCUCCACGUGGCGCAAGCUCGUCGACUACGCCGAGGAAGUGACCGACAACCUCAGCGAAGUACAAGGCAAAUUCAAGAAGCAGCUCACAAAGGACGUCAAAGAAUUUCAAGCCGACGCGAUCUCGUUCCGGGCCGAGUACAGCACGAACGGCCCGAUGGUGAGCGGUCUCAAGCCGUCCGAGGCGGUCGAGCGCCUCGGGCGCUUCAAGGAGCUCCUCGCGUUGCGCGACCGGAAGCUCGAGGUGUACGCGGCAGGCGAAGAGCUCUUUGGCAUGCGGCCGACCGAGUACCCCGAGUUGACUAAGACGCGGAAGGAGCUCGCGCUCCUCGACCAGCUCUACGGACUGUACAUGGACGUGGUCCAGACCAUGGAAGGCUACCGCAAUGUGCUCUGGAGCGCUGUGCCGUCGACGCUGGACGACAUGAGCAGUAGCAUUGCGAUCUUUGACGAGCGCUGCAAGCGCAUGCCGCGCAAGCUCUGCGAGUGGGAGGCGUACCGGCUGCUGCGCAAGGAGAUCAGCGACUUUGUAGACGUCUUGCCGCUCAUUCGGGAGCUCAGCAAGGACUGCAUCAAGCCGCGCCAUUGGGUCGAGAUUGUCAAGAUGACGAGCACGCCGCUGCAGUACGACAGCGAUGCAUUCCGCUUAAAGGACCUCCUCGACGCCAAGCUUCUCUCGACAAAAGACGAGAUCGAGUACAUUUGCGACUCGGCGCAAAAGCAGCUGCAGAUCGAAAUGAAACUCAAGGACCUCAAAGAAGCGUGGGCGGCCGCGUCGUUUGAGUUUGGCGAGUGGAAGACCCGCGGCAUUCCCGUGCUCAAAGGCUUUGUCGGCGUCAUUGAAGACCUCGAAGAAGCCCAAUUGCAGCUCCAGGGGAUGCUCAGCUUGCGCCACGUCGUGCCGUUCAAGGACCUCGUGCAGUCAAAACUCACGCAGCUGAGCGAGACCGCCGACGUACUCGAGCUCUGGGUGAAGGUGCAGACGCUCUGGAUGUCGCUCGAGUCGGUCUUUACAGGCGGCGACAUUGCCAAGCAGAUGCCAAUCGAAGCCAAGAAGUUUGCAAAAAUCGACAAGGACUGGAUCAAGAUCAUGACCAAAGCCUACGAAACGAGCAACGUCGUCGCGUCCUGCGCCAACGAAGCGCUCAAGAGCACGCUUCCGAUCUUGUACGGCGAGCUGGAAAAGUGCCAAAAGUCGCUCGAAGGGUACCUGGAGCAGAAGCGCAUGAAGUUUCCGCGCUUCUACUUUGUCUCGAACCCGUUCUUGCUCCAAGUGCUCUCGCGUGGGUCCGACCCGGCGCUGGUUCAGCAGUAUUACGAAAAGAUCUUUGACGCUGUCAACCGCGUCCAGCACGACAAGACCGAAAGUCGCAAGAUUGUCGCGCUCAAGUCCAUCAUUGGCAACGACGAAGAGACGAUUCCGCUUCUCAAACCCGUUUUGACCGACGGCAACAUUGAAGACUGGCUCGGCGCGCUCGAGAGAGAGAUGUUUACGACCAUGAAAGCACUCUGCCGCGACGCAGCGGCUGACUGCAUGAACUUGCCGCUGCGGGAGUUUGUCAACAAGAGCUGCGGCCAGUUCGCCCUCCUCGGCAUCCAAAUGCUCUGGACCGCGCAGAGCCAAGACGCGCUGACGCGGUGCAAGACGAUCAAAGGCAUCAUGGGCGAGACGAGCAAGAAGCAAGCAAUGCUUCUCUCUGAAUUGAGCUCGUGGUGCCUCACGGACCUCGGCACGAAACUCAACCGGAUCAAAAUUGAGACGCUCAUUACGAUCCAGGUCCACCAACGCGACUGUUUUACCGAGCUCGGUCGGCUCUUCAAGGACCGGAAGAUCCAGGACGCCACGGACUUUGAGUGGCUCAAGCAAGCGCGGUUCUACUGGCGCGUGGCGCCGGCCGCCGACCGCUUUGGCCCGGACGCGUGCCUCAUCUCGAUCUGCGACGUCGACUUCAAGUACGCGUACGAGUACCUUGGCUGCAAGGAACGCCUCGUGAUUACGCCGCUUACAGAUCGGUGCUACAUCACACUCUCGCAGGCGCUCGGAAUGUACCUCGGGGGGUCACCCACCGGCCCCGCGGGCACGGGCAAGACCGAGACCGUCAAAGACCUCGGCCGCACCUUGGGCAUCUACGUCGUCGUCACCAACUGCACGGACCAGCAGCGGUUCUUGGACAUGGCCAAGAUCUUCAAGGGGCUGUGCCAAGCCGGCUUUUGGGGCUGCUUUGAUGAGUUCAACCGGAUCGAGCUGCCCGUGCUCUCGGUCGUGGCGCAGCAGGUGCUCGCGAUCACGAACGCCAAGCGGACUCAGGCCACGAGCUUUAUCUUCCCCGGCGACACCCAAGGCAUUCCGCUCAACGUCGACGUCGGGUACUUUAUCACGAUGAACCCGGGCUACCAAGGCCGGCAAGAACUGCCCGAGAACCUCAAAGCGCUCUUCCGCGGCGUCGCCAUGAUGGUGCCGGACCGCGAAAUCAUCAUCAAGGUCAAGCUCUGCUCUGUGGGUUACGACAACUUUGGCGACCUCGCACGCAAGUUCAAAACUCUCUACGGCCUCUGCGAAGAGCAGCUCUCCAAGCAAAAGCACUACGACUUUGGCUUGCGCAACAUUCUCUCGGUGUUGCGCACGGCCGGGCAGACCAAGCGCGCCAACUUGGACGCGAACGAAGAAAUGCUGCUGCUGCGGACGCUGCGGGACAUGAACGUGUCCAAGCUCGUGGCGCAGGACACGCCGCUCUUCCUUUCGCUGCUCAAAGACAUCUUUCCGGCGGUCGAGACGCCGGCAAACGGCAGUGCGCAAGGCCCCGUCGCGCAGCUCGUCGUCCAAGCGCUUGAAAAAGCCAACAAGGUGCCGCACCCGCCAUGGACGCUCAAGGUUGCGCAGCUCUACGACACGACGCUUGUGCGGCACGGUAUCAUGGUGGUCGGGCCCGCGGGCACUGGAAAAAGCGAAAUGUUCAAAGUGCUCCAGUCGGCGCUCGCCAUUCACACCAAAACACUCCACCGCCAAGUGCGCAUGAACCCCAAGGCCAUUCGCGCCGAAGAGAUGUUUGGCGAGACGGACAAGCUCAGUGGCGAGUGGCUCGACGGCGUCUUUGCCUCCAUGUGGUCGAAGUACAACGACCGGUCGCGCCGGGACGUGUCCUGGAUCGUCUGCGACGGACCAGUGGACGCGAUUUGGAUUGAGAAUUUGAACACGGUGCUCGACGACAACAAGCUCUUGACGCUCGCGAACGGCGACCGCAUCCCGAUGACCGACAAUUGCAAGCUCAUGUUUGAGGUCGAAGACCUCCGCAAUGCGUCGCCCGCUACGGUGAGCCGCGCCGGCAUCAUCUACGUGAGCGAGACCGACCUUGGGUGGUCGCCGCUCGUCGAAGGCUGGCUGUCGACACGGCCGGACGACCAACGGCCCAUACUGCGCAGUCUCUUUCUCAAGUAUAUGGGCGAGUCGUGCGGGCCGUCGCCAGGCCACCUCUUCAAGUUUUUAAGCAAAAGCUGCAAGCCCGUGCUGCACGUGUCGCGUGGCGCCAUGGUCGAGUCGUGCCUUCAUCUGCUAGCGAGCGUGAUCGCGUCGGCCGAGCUCAGCGAGUCGGCCGAGGUUGAAAUUGAACUCGAGCGGCUCUUUCUCUUCUCGCUCGCGUGGGCGGUGGGCGGUUUGUACGAGCAAGACGAUCGUCUCCGACUCAGCGACUACCUCGCCGAGCUCACAAAGCAUUUCUUCCCAAAACAAGCCAAGACGUCGGUAUUCGACUUUGUCGUCAACCCAACGUCGCUUGAGUGGGAGCGCUGGAGCCUCGAGCCGUGGGACGCGCCUUCGUCACUGGUGGAUCUCGACAUUUCCAGCCUCGUCAUCCCGACGGUCGAGACGACGCGCUGCUUGUACUUGCUACAACAAGUCAACACCAGUCGCCCCGUGCUGCUAGUCGGCGGCAGCGGCACGGGCAAGACGUCGGCCGCGCAAAUGUACUUUGACAAGCUCGACGCCGACACGUCGAUCGUGAAAAAGAUCAUUUUUUCGAGCGUGAGCUCGCCCGGCGGGUUCCAACAAACGCUGGAGGCGGACUUGGACAAGCGCGGUGGCAAGAACUUUGGGCCGAGCCACGGCCGCAAGAUGACGCUGUUUCUUGACGACAUAUCGAUGCCUGCGUGCAAUGCGUGGGGCGACCAGCCAACGCUCGAGGUCGUGCGCCAACUCAUGGAGACGUCCGGGCUCUGCUUCCUCGAUAAGGACAAGCGCGGCGACCUCAAGGUCAUUGAAGAUUUGUACUACGUGGCGGCCAUGCCGCACGCCAAAGACGGCAAGAAUGACAUUCCGAACCGACUCAAGCGCCACUUCUUCGCCUUCAACCUCCUCGUGCCGUCGCUCGACGUCAUUGACGCGAUCUUUGGCCAAAUCGUCAAGUGGCGUGUGUCCUUCUUGGACGCGAAGAAGGACAAACCCAUCGUCGACGUCGCUAGCAAGCUCACAAACACGACGAUCCACGUCUGGAGCUUCAUGCGCAAGACGCUGCUGCCGACACCGCAAAAGUUUCACUACAUCUUUACGAUGCGGGAUCUCGCGCGCAUCUUUCAAGGUCUCUUGCGCGGCUUUGAGAUGGUCUCGACCGACCGGUAUCUCGUCAAGCUGUGGCGCCACGAGUGCGACCGGCUCUUCUGCGACCGCCUCACGACGCUCGAGGACAAGGCCAAGUUUCGCGACGAGCUCAAUGCAACGUCCGACAAUCUCUUGCUCAAGCCGGUGGUCGCGACAGGCAAAGAAAAGCUCAAUAAGGACGCGACGCAGACUGAGCUGCCAAACGCGCCCGCGUUAUUUGUCGACUUUAUGCGCGACGACAAGCGCGACGAGGACGGGCUUUUGCUGGAGGAGGCCCCGAAACUAUACGAAAACGUGCUAUCGAUUCUCACGGUGCGCACGCGCAUGGAAGCGCUUCUCGAGGCCUUCAACCGCGACAACCCGAGCAAGAAAAUGGCGCUCAUCUUGUUUGACGACGCCCUCUUCCACGUCCUCCGCGUCGUACGCGCGCUCGGGCUCCCGAAAAGCCACAUGAUGCUCGUGGGGGUUGGUGGCUCGGGCAAGCAGUCGCUCACGAAGCUCGCGUCGGUCCUCGCGCGCCUCCAGCUCUUCCAGAUCACGCUCACAAAGGCGUACAACACGGUGUCGUUUCUCGAAGAUUGGCGCCAGCUCUUCAAGUGGACAGGGCAGCAAAACAAGGGGGUCGUCUUCCUCUGCACGGACAAUGAGCUCAAGGACGACGCGUUCCUUGAGAUUCUCAACGGCGUCUUGGCGACAGGCGAGAUCCCCAAUUUGUUUCCAAAAGACGAAAUGAACUUCCUGGUCUCGGACCUCCGGCCGGCGAUGCUCAAAGCGCAUCCGUCGACGCCCGACACGUACGAGCACCUCGUCAAGUUCUUCUACGAGCGCGUCAAACUCAAUUUACACAUCGUGCUCUCCAUGUCGCCUGUCGACCGGCGGUUUGCAGACCGCUGCCGCAAGUUUCCCGCGCUCGUGUCCGGCUGCACGCUCGACUGGUUCCUCGCGUGGCCCGCCGAGGCGCUCGUGGCCGUCAGCAAAGGCUUUCUCGACGACUUUAGCAUCGAGUGUGCGCCGGCCGUCAAGGACCAGCUCAUUACCCACAUGGGCUGGCUCCAUGACGCGGUGAUUGAAGUCUGCGCCGAGUAUUUCGAGAAGCGCCGGCGCCACGUGUACCAAACCCCAAAGUCGUACUUGGCGUUCCUCGAGUUCUACAAGCAGCUGUAUGCCAACAAGAUCCGCGACAUCCACCGCAGCGAGAGCAGCGUCAACCUCGGGCUGCAAAAGCUCGUGCAAGGCGCGGCCGACGUCGAGAAGAUGAAGGGCGUCCUCAAGACAGAGGAAGCCAAGCUCAUCAUGGCCGAGCAAGCGGCGAACGCGAUGCUCGAGAACCUUCAAGUCAAGUCGAUGGAGGCCAAGAAGGAAAACGACAUUGUCGGGAAAAUCAAGGAGCGCUGCGAGCGCGAUGCGGCGGUGAUCCAGCGCGAAAAGGAAGACGCGGAAGAGGACUUGGCCAAAGCCCAGCCGUUCCUGGACGAGGCCGAGCGGGCCGUCUCGAGCAUCAAGCCCAACGACCUCAACGAACUCAAGAAGCUCGCCAAGCCGGGGGAUAUCAUCAAGCUCAUUUUCGACGGCGUCGCGCUCUUGCAAAUGUACCCGCUCGCCAAAGUCGAGAAAGCCCAAGUGACGCUCAACAAGAAGAGCGUCGACUUUAUCCUCGACUCGUACGCGAGCGUCAAGCAGGGCAUGCUCAGUGACACGCGCUUUUUGCAAAAUGUGUUUCACUUUUCAAAGUUUGAAAAGGACAACAUCAACGACGAGACGAUCGAGCUCCUGCAGCCGUAUCUGGACCUCGAGGGCUUUAGCCCUGUCGCUGCGAAAAACGCGUCCAAAGCCGCCGAAGGGCUCUGUACGUGGGUGAUUGCGAUGACCAAGUACCACCACGCGUCCAAGGUGGUGAAACCCAAGCUCGAGACGCUCCGGGUCGCCGAAGGCCGCCUCGAAGCCGCCCAGGCCGACCUCCGCCACGCCCAAGAAAAGCUGAUUGCGUGCCAGAGUGUUCUCCAGUCACUCCAAGACGACUUUGAGCUGCAAAUGGCCGAGAAGGCCAAGGUUGAAGAGAACGCGCUCGCGACGCGCAAGAAAAUGGAGCAAGCGACCGCGCUCAUCCAGGGGCUCGCGGGCGAGAAGAAGCGCUGGACUGACGAAAGCAACCGAUUUGCGGACCGCAAGUCGCGCCUCGUGGGCGACUGCGCCGUGGCUUGUGCGUUCGUCAACUACUGCGGUCCGUUCAACAAGGAGUACCGCGACGUCUUGUGCAAGGUCAAGUUUCUCAAAGACCUCAAGGACCGCCAAGUGCCUGUGACCGCCGACCUGCAGCUGACCAACUUCCUCGUCGACCUGAGCACGGUCGCAGACUGGAACGUCGAGGGCCUUCCGGCUGACCCGCUCUCGACCCAGAACGGCAUUCUGGUCACCAUGAGCAGCAAGUACCCGCUUCUCAUUGACCCGCAAGGACAGGGUUUAAGCUGGAUUCUCAUGCGUGAGGCGGGCCGACUGCCCCCCGCCGGGCUUCUCUCGAUCAACCAUCCCAAGCUGCGCGACCACCUCGAAUUUUGCGUCACGGAAGGCAAGGUGCUCGUGCUGGAAGGCGUCGAGCAGGACAUGGACCCGGCCAUGAACUCGGUCUUGGAGAAGAACAUCAUUGUGAAAGCAAAAUCCAAGUACAUCCUCGUCGGCGACAAGCUCUGCGAGUACAACGACGCGUUCCUGUUGUACAUGACGACGCGCCUCCCAAACCCGCACUUCUCGCCCGAAGUCCAAGCCAAAACGAUGCUGGUGGACUUUACCGUCACGCAAGACGGCCUCGAAGACCAACUGCUCGCUAAAGUCAUUCAAACCGAGCAAAAGUCGCUCGAAGAGCAGCUCACGCGCGUGCAGUUUGAUGUCAACAGCAACACCAAGGCCCUCCUGAGUCUCGACGCGCUCUUGCUCGAGCGGCUCGCGUCCAACAGCGGCAACCUCCUUGACGACCUCGAGCUCAUUAGCGUCCUUGCGUCGACAAAAGCCAAAGCCACCGAAGUCAACGACAAGCUCCUCGCGGCCGCCGACAUGAAGCUCGGCAUUGACGAGAAGCGCGAACAGUACCGACCGGUCGCGACGCGGGGCAGCGUCUUGUACUUUAGCCUCGUGGACCUCUCGCUCGUCAACUGCAUGUACCAGACGUCGCUCGACCAAUUCCUCUUGCUCUUCAAAAAGUCGAUGGAGGUGGCCGAGCGCGCGACGCUCACCUCGAAGCGCGUCGCCCACAUCGUCGACGCCAUGACGUACCUUGUCUACCGCUUUAUGAACCGCGGCAUCUACGAAAAGGACAAGCUCGCGUUUCUGCUCAUGGUCACCUUCAAGAUCUUCGUCGCUGCCGACGUGUUGGACCCGGCGGAUGUCUCUCUCUUUGUCAAGGCGGGCGCCACACGGACGAGCGAGAAGGGCAAGCCGUUCCAGUGGAUGUCGACCCCCGCUUGGCUCAACGUGCUCCAGCUCAGCCAAGAAAAGCCCGUGUUCCGCAACUUGGUCGCCGACAUUGAGCGCUCGGAAGCGGCGUGGCGCCGGUGGUACGAAGAGAACGCGCCCGAGGUGGCCGCUGUCCCCGAGUACGAAACAGUGCUCUUCCACCCGCACAGCGCCGACGCCACGACGCAUUUUUACCGUCUCUUGCUCCUCCGCUGUUUGCGCGAAGACCGCACGAUCUUGGCGACGCUCGAGUUCAUCAAGCUCGUCGAGUACAUUGAUAUCAAGACGAAAGAGUCGGGCGCGAUCGCCAAGCUACCGUGCAUGGGACCCAAGUACGUCGAGGCCGUCACGGACACGGUCGAGAGCAUUUGGGCCGACAUGGCCGCCGACAUCCCAGCCAUUUACCUCUUGAGUCUGGGCGCCGACCCGACGGAUGCGAUCGAGACGCUCGCGCGCAAAAAGCGGCAGGCGAUCCAGUGCAUCUCCAUGGGGGAGGGCCAAGAGACCAUUGCGUCCAAAGCAAUGGCCAAUGGCAUGCUCAACGGGUCGUGGGUGCUUCUUCAAAACUGCCACUUGGGUCUUGCGUUUAUGGAGACGCUUCCGGACACGCUGCUCAAGAACAAGGAGACUAUGAGCUGCGACUUUCGACUCUUCUUGACGUCUGAGCCUCACCCGCUCUUUUCGAUUGCGCUGUUGCAAAAGGCCAUCAAGGUGACCAACGAACCGCCGUCGGGCCUUCGCGCCGGCAUGCUGCGGUCGUACACGGUCGUGAUCGACCAAGACAAGCUCGAGCGCAUCGAGACGGCGCAGUGGCGCGCGCUUCUCUUCACGCUCUGCUUUCUCCACUCGAUUGUUCAGGAGCGGCGCAAGUUUGGGCCGCUCGGCUUUGCCAUCCCAUACGAGUUCAACGCGAGCGACUUGACCGCGUCGAUGACGUUUCUCGAGAAGCACUUGUACUCGAGCGCGACCUUGUCGUGGCCGACGAUCCAGUACAUGAUUGCAGAAGUGCAUUACGGCGGGCGCAUCACCGACGACAUGGACCGCCGCCUCUUCAAGAGCUACUGCGACGAGUGGCUGCAUAGCUCGACGCUCGCGCCGAGUUUCUCGUUCAACCCCGAGACGCUCGUGGGCCACAUUCCCAACGACUUUGUGUACGCCGUGCCCGAGAGCACCGAGCUCGACGAGUACCAUCGCGUGCUCAAUAGCUUUCCCAAGGUGGACUCGCCGGAGAUUUUCGGCUUGCACCCGAACGCCGACUUGACCUUUCGCGUGAAAGAGGUGACGAAUCUCCUCGCGACGCUCAGCGAGACACAGCCCAAGACGCAGAGCAGCAAGAACGGCCGGACGCGCGAAGACGUCGUCUUGGACAAGUGCGACGAGCUCAAGGACAAGCUGCCCAAAGAUUUCGUCGACGAAACGUGCCUCGAGUUGUUGACCAACAAGCACGGCGGCUUUGGUGUGCCCAUGAACGUCUUUGUGUGGCAAGAGAUCCAGCGGCUCCAGACGCUUCUGAGCAUCGUGCGCAAGGUGCUAUGCGAGACGCAAGGCGCGAUCAAGGGCGAGGUCGUCGUGACGCCCGACAUUGCGACCACAAUCCACGCCAUCUUUGAUGCCAAAGUGCCGCCAUUGUGGCUCUACCGCGGCAUGGAAGAGCUCAGCUGGGUCGCACCGUCACUCGGUCUCUGGUUUGCGGGCUUGCUCGAGCGCCACAAGCAACUCGAGCACUGGGUCGAGAAGACAAAGCCCAACACGUUUUGGCUCACGGGUUUUUUCAAUCCCCAAGGGUUCCUCACGGCCAUGCGCCAAGAAGUGACGCGCCAUCAUGUCAACGACAAGUGGGCGCUCGAUGACGUCGUCUACCACACCGAAGUCACGGAAUACGAAAAGCUCGAGCAGAUCCGACAAGCGCCGAAAGAAGGAGUCCUCAUCCACGGGCUCGCGCUCGAGGGCGCGGGGUGGCACAAGGGCAAUGCGACGCUCGUCGAGUCGGAGCCCAAGCGCCUCUUUGCGGCACUGCCCGUGCUUUUUGUGACGGCGACGACCAAAGCUCAGAAGAAGAGUCGCUCUGGCGACUAUGGCCCGUACGGUGGUUUCGAGUGCCCCGUGUACAAGUACCCGUCGCGGAACGACCGCAACCUCAUCUUUAGUGUCACGCUGCCGUCGCGCGAACACCGACCGCUGCACUGGAUCCUUCGCGGCGUCGCGCUCCUGUGUACGACCGAAUAA
This is a messenger RNA of Saprolegnia diclina VS20, 13950 nucleotides long. RefSeq lists its product as hypothetical. NCBI's taxonomy places the organism in Eukaryota, Oomycota, Saprolegniomycetes, Saprolegniales, Saprolegniaceae. Gene Ontology annotation, molecular function: dynein intermediate chain binding; ATP binding; dynein light intermediate chain binding. The transcript is spliced from 3 exons. The record is from RefSeq and is a predicted model, not a curated record. Gene Ontology annotation, biological process: microtubule-based movement. Bases 1 to 13950 code for a protein of 4649 amino acids. Gene Ontology annotation, cellular component: dynein complex.